AUGGACAACACGUCCAUGGGGUCCUCCACGGCCCAGAAAACCCACAAUCUUUUUCAGGUCUAUCUGCGCCUGAGACCUCCUCAGGCUGGUGCGACAACGACUGAGCGAUUCAUCACUGUCGAGCCUCCGCCAGCCGACGCUCCUUCGACAGCGCCGACCCACAUCACCCUGAAUCCCCCAAACGACCGGAGACGCGCCGUCGAGAAGUUUGCCUUCACGCAGGUCUUCACCGAGGACGCUACCCAGCUCGAUGUCUUCCACUGUACCAACGUCGUGCCCCUCGUUGAGGGUGUCUUGGCACCACAUGGAGGCGAUGGCACUGAUGCACUUCUCGCAACGCUGGGAGUCACGGGGUCUGGCAAGAAGCGGCGGGUCCCCGUCGAAGACACGGACAUGUUCCAUACGACAGACCACAACGGCGCAAAACACAAGCUUAAUGUUCUUGCUGGGCGCGGCCUGACUCAGUUGUCUUUGGAUGUGAUCUUCCGAUCCAUUGGCAAGAACCUUGUGGAUAUCGACAUGAACCCCACAACUGAAGCAUCCAUCAAGGCAUCAGAUGCCUCCGAGGCAACCAUAUCCAGCGCAUCCACAUUUAUUGAGGCCGUCUAUGGAGACACUUCAGGGGCUCCGCGGCCCUCCUCGCGCGCACAAACACCUCUUAGAGGACUAUACCGCGUCUUCUCCAGUCGCCGGCCCCUCCAGGUGUGCGUUGCAAAUGUCAACACCCCAUACAAAUCUCCUUCAAAGCAUUACAUGGGCGCCACUGCCUCCGCUCGUCACAAGAAGAGAAAUGCUAAACCUUUCAACCUUAAGGGUGAAUCAGUUCCGCCGACGCCACGACGGCUCCUGAACCGACCUGUGGCUUUGCCGCAGGUUCCUGAUAUUAGCACUGUCAACGUUUCAUCUGAUCCCGCAGCAGAAUAUCUGGUGUUGGUUUCGAUGUACGAGGUCUACAAUGACCGCAUCUUUGAUCUCUUAACUCCCCCAGUCAAAUCAGCCGCCACUAAAGAGUUUCGGCGGAGGCCUCUGAUAUUCAAGUCCACCGAACAAUCACCUGACCGGAAGUUGGUGGCUGGUCUGCGCAAGAUUAUCUGUAGUAGCCUGAACCAGGCACUUAUGGUUCUCGAGGCUGGGCUACAUGAGCGACGAGUCGCUGGAACUGGCAGCAAUAGUGCUAGCUCACGCAGCCACGGCUUCUUUAGCGUCGAGAUUAAGAAGCGACCCAGGUCCAGCAGCAAGCGGCACGAGUAUCCUUGGGCAGGGAGCACGCUGACAGUAGUGGACCUUGCUGGGAGUGAAAGGGCCCGAGAUGCAAAGACGGCCGGAGCGACACUUGCUGAGGCCGGGAAGAUCAAUGAGAGCCUGAUGUACCUCGGCCAGUGCCUGCAGAUGCAAAGUGACGUUGGAAGCAACAGCAAGCCCGGUGUCGUGCCAUUCCGGCAAUGCAAACUUACUGAGCUGUUGUUCUCAAACUCGUUUCCGUCUCCGUCUUCUCUCAGUCAAUCGCAAUCCAUCCGCCGAAACCCACAAAAGGCUGUAAUGAUUGUGACCGCAGAUCCGCACGGUGACUUCAAUGCGACAUCACAAAUCCUCCGAUACAGCGCCCUCGCCCGAGAAGUCACUGUCCCACGCAUACCCUCCAUAACGGAGACAAUCCUGCAGGCAAAUACUGCGCAUGCCUACCCUCAAGGUCAGGUUAUUCACAGAAACUCUAAUCAAGCCCACUCAUGUUCAAGCCCAAUUACGUCUCCGGUCCUGCAGUAUCAGCGAUCACCGUUCUUCCCGCCGGGGCCCACAAGCCCGAACCUGCAUCGGACUCUCACACCACACAGCGUUAUGCCGUCUGAAGACCGUGUUACUAUGGAGAACGCGGCUCUGGAGAUCGCACGGCUUGCUGAAGAGGCCAAUCACCUUCGCGAGUCGCUGGCUCGUGAGCAAGAGGCCCGAGAAACGGCGGAGGCUCAUCUUCUGACAAUGGAGGACAAAAUGUUGGAGCUAGAACAGGCAGUGCGCGAAGACUGCGUUGCAGAAUUUGAGCAGCGGCUCGCUGUGGAGCUAUCAAGGUGGAAGGCAGCCAUGCAGAUGGCAAUUGAGAGGGGCGAGGAGCACUGGGAUCGGAAGUUGGAAGUGUUCGAAAGGACCCAGAUGAUUGCAGCUGAGGCGAGCGAGGAUGAUUGUGUCGUCAACAAAGAAAACCUUUUGGUCGAAAACCUGGAAGAGGAGAACGCACGAUUACGCCGCGAAGUCACAAUCCUCAAGAGAGAGCUUGCCGGGCGUACUCCCAGUAAGAGAACCCCGCUGGCUGAGAGGGAGGACAUCACAACAAGCACGAAUAGCAGUCCUCGACAGGCGCUGGCGACCCGCGUCAGCCGAAACAUCAAUGAGAACAUCCAUCCGGAAAAUCUGCAGCGCCGGAUGGAGAGCCUGAGCCUGAAAGAAGGCCAGGAAGACCUCAGGAGGGUUGCGAGUGCCAACAACAGUCGGGCAAAUAGCAGAAGCCGGGCGGACGCAGGUGGCAGUCCGGUGAAGCGGGUCCGAUCUCGAAAGUUGACAGCGCGGAAGUGGGAGGGUGUAAUGGACGACGAGGAUGAUGUCUUCUGA
Messenger RNA from Diaporthe amygdali, 2601 nucleotides. RefSeq names its product kinesin motor domain-containing protein. Gene Ontology annotation, cellular component: nucleus; kinesin complex; microtubule. Gene Ontology annotation, molecular function: microtubule motor activity; microtubule binding; ATP hydrolysis activity. The record is from RefSeq and is a predicted model, not a curated record. Bases 1 to 2601 code for a protein of 866 amino acids. Lineage: Eukaryota; Fungi; Ascomycota; Sordariomycetes; Diaporthales; Diaporthaceae. The transcript is spliced from 6 exons. Gene Ontology annotation, biological process: microtubule-based movement.